ACAAUUUAUUGGACACAAGGUAGUUAACUCCAACGGCUCAAACAUUCAUUCAUUCUGGUUCUGCUAUAUCUAUCUCCUCCCCCCAUUUCUUCUCAAAAUCUAAUAAAAUGCAGUCUUCAAUUUCCCUCUCCUUCUCUUCGCCUUCCACAAUUUGCAGAUCCGACUGCAGCACAGCUGCCGUUGCCAACGGCAGUUUUCUCACGCCGCGAUCGCUUCGAUUCUGCGGACUGAGAAAAGAGGCGUUGAAUUCGAGCCUUCCCAUUCGUCUUACAAGGCUUUGUUGUUCGAAUAACAACACAAUAUCGGCUUCUUCCGCAAAUGGAGCUCCUUCUUCUUCCAAAGCCCAGGGGGGCUUUGACUAUGAUUUGGUUAUCAUUGGAGCUGGUGUUGGUGGUCAUGGUGCUGCUCUUCACGCCGUCGAGAAGGGCUUAAAAACUGCCAUCAUUGAAGGGGAUGUUGUUGGAGGAACAUGUGUAAAUAGGGGAUGUGUUCCUUCCAAAGCCCUCCUAGCUGUGAGUGGCCGCAUGCGGGAGCUUCAGAAUGAACACCAUAUGAAGUCUUUUGGUUUACAGGUUGCUGCUGCUGGGUAUGAUAGACAGGCUGUUGCUGAUCAUGCAAAUAAUUUGGCCUCCAAGAUACGUGGUAACUUGACCAAUUCUAUGAAAGCCCUUGGCGUGGAUAUAUUGACUGGUUUUGGGACAGUUUUGGGUCCACAAAAAGUCAAAUAUGGGGAUACUGUAAUAACAGCAAAAGACAUCAUAAUUGCUACUGGCUCUGUCCCGUCUGUGCCCAAAGGCAUUGAGGUUGAUGGUAAGACUGUAAUAACUAGUGACCAUGCACUUAAAUUAGAAUUUGUACCCAACUGGAUUGCUAUUGUUGGAAGUGGUUACAUUGGACUAGAAUUUAGCGAUGUGUACACGGCACUUGGAAGUGAGGUUACCUUUGUUGAAGCUCUAGAUCAGCUCAUGCCUGGCUUUGAUCCUGAGAUUGGGAAACUGGCGCAGCGGGUUCUUAUCAAUCCUCGGAAGAUUGACUAUCAUACAGGUGUAUUUGCGAGCAAGAUAACUCCAGCAAGGGAUGGAAAGCCAGUGCUAAUUGAGCUUAUUGAUGCAAAGACGAAGGAACCAAAGGAUACUUUGGAAGUAGAUGCUGCUCUUAUUGCAACUGGAAGGGCUCCGUUUACGCAAGGACUUGGCCUGGAAAAUAUAAAUGUUCAAACACAACGUGGAUUUGUUCCUGUUGAUGAACACAUGCAAGUCAUCGAUGCAAAUGGGGAGCUGGUUCCUCACUUGUACUGCAUUGGUGAUGCAAAUGGAAAAAUGAUGCUUGCACAUGCUGCAAGUGCACAAGGAAUCUCUGUUGUUGAGCAAGUUACUGGAAAGGACCAUAUCCUGAAUCAUUUAAGUAUUCCAGCAGCGUGCUUUACCCAUCCUGAAAUCAGUAUGGUCGGAUUGACGGAGCCUCAAGCGAGAGAAAAAGCUGGGAAGGAGGGCUUUGAAAUUAGUAUUGCCAAGACUAGUUUCAAGGCUAACACAAAAGCUCUUGCUGAAAAUGAAGGGGAAGGACUUGCAAAGUUGAUUUAUAGGCCUUACAAUGGUGAGAUCCUCGGAGUCCACAUCUUUGGAAUGCAUGCUGCUGAUCUAAUACAUGAAGCAUCCAAUGCCAUAGCUCUGGGAUCACGCAUACAAGACAUUAAGUACGCUGUUCAUGCACAUCCAACCUUGUCUGAAGUGAUUGAUGAACUCUUUAAAUCAGCAAAGGUUAAAACUACCGCUUCUAGUCCAAUUGCUGAGCCGGUUGCAGCAUAGGCUUCGACAGCCGCUCUAAUUGAGACUUAAGUUAAUAGGAUUUUGCAGAAGCUUCCCAAUGGAAUUUAUUGGCUCUAUCUUCUCAUGUUGUGCAUUACCGCUUCAAAGAGGUGCUUUUUUCUAGCUUUUUUGAAUUGUAGACAUCAUUAAAUGCCUAAUGAGUGUCUCAGAAAUUCAAUUUUGUCUUACUUUUAGCUUAUUAGCUUAGGUUUGUGCUAGGUCUAGAUGCUUUUAAAUGAGCAACGAUAUCAAUAUGAAAGAUGAUCUGUAUUGUUUAAUUCAACAUUGACAUUGUACAACUUUUGAUUCACAUAUUCUACAUUUCAUACUAGAUAA
Molecule: messenger RNA, 2144 nt
Organism: Nicotiana tabacum (common tobacco)
Lineage: Eukaryota; Viridiplantae; Streptophyta; Magnoliopsida; Solanales; Solanaceae
Product: dihydrolipoyl dehydrogenase 2, chloroplastic
Biological process (GO): pyruvate metabolic process; 2-oxoglutarate metabolic process
Cellular component (GO): mitochondrion; oxoglutarate dehydrogenase complex
Molecular function (GO): dihydrolipoyl dehydrogenase (NADH) activity; flavin adenine dinucleotide binding
Source: RefSeq, a predicted model, not a curated record